AUGGCUCGCACCAAGCAAACCGCUCGCAGAAGCACCCAAGAUGAGCCCAUCGACGAGGAGGAUCAGAACGAGAUCAACGGCACUCUCACUGAGGAAGAAAAGAAGCGCCGCGAGGAACUCGAGAAGGCUCCCAUGCAGAUCGAGCUGAAGCAUCUCGAGAAGCGAUGGACCAAGAAGGGCCGGGCGUAUAUCGCCGAGCCUAAGGAGGAUGAAGAUGUCCCUGAGGAGAAGACCAACUGGUAUGAAAAGUACGCUCUUUGCAUCACCCGCGAGUACAACAUGCAAAACGAGUUCGUCUGCCGCACAUCCCUCGAAGUCAACUCUCCCUCGCUCAAGACCAUCCUCAAGGACGUCAUCGGUGGCAUAUACCCGGGCCAGUCCUACAUGACGUCCGACAUCUCCGUCGCCUUCCCCCCUCGCAGUCUCUACCACUAUCGUGACGACCUCGCCGCCGCGGGCAACGACCUCGACCCCGACUCCGAAGGCGCCCGCCACCUCCCCCUCCUCCUCGCCUUCAUCGACGAGCACUUCGCCGACACCAUCAAGAACACCACCAACCUCCUCGGCCAGCGGCUCAUCAGCUACGAGUACCUCUGGACCAUCUUCCGCCCGGGAUGCCUCGUCUACGCCACCCGCCUCAGCCAGGCCCGCGCCUACAAGCUCCGCUCGUACGACUACGUCUGCGGCCAGUGCCCCGGCCUCCGCCUCGGCGUCGAGUACGUAGACUUCGACGGCGACGACUUCGGUACCCGUUUCGAGUACCUCCAGAUCCCCGCGUUCCAGGGCGCCGUCGAGGUCGCCGCGCUCAACGCCAUGCCGCUCGCGCACCACCCCUCUCCCGAGGCCGUCACGGCCCUCCUCACGCACCGCGGCCGCCGCUUCGAGGCCCUCGCGGGCCAGAACUUCCGCGAGUACAAGGGCGUCGCGCUCGACGAGCGCAUGCGCCGGUACAACAUCGACGGCCGCGUCAUGGUCGACGCGCAGACGCACCACCGCAUCAACGCCGACGCCGCCUUCACCGUCACCGCGUUCCCCAAGACCGCCGGGCAGAAGCGCAAGCAGGCGCUCGACAGCGACGAGAUGGACCUCGUCCCGCGCGAGACGCCCGCCGACAAGUUCGCCCCGCUGACGGACGAGCAGGCGCUGCUGGCGGCCCCGACGGUGCGCGGGUUCAGCUUCGCGGAGAAGCGCUUCUUCGACUUCUUUGUCGACAAGAUUCGUGACAUCGAGUGGAACACGCAGUGCUUCGAGCAGCUCGUCCUGCCAGAGACUCAGAAGGAGCUCGUGCAGGCGCUCGUGGCGGAGCACACGGCGCGCGCGACGGCGGGGGCCGAGUUCGACGACAUCGUCAAGGGGAAGGGCAAGGGCCUGAUCCUGGUGCUGCACGGCCCGCCAGGCGUGGGCAAGACGCUGACGGCGGAGUGCGUGGCCGAGUUCAGCCGGCGGCCGUUGUACAUUGUGUCCUCGGGCGACCUGGGCACGUCGGCGGAGGCGCUGGACGAGAAGCUGGGGCAGACGCUUGAUCUGGCGUCGACGUGGAAGGCGGUGCUGCUCAUCGACGAGGCGGAUGUGUUCCUCGAGCGGCGGUCGCUGCAUGAUUUGGGAAGGAACAGCCUUGUGUCGAUUUUCCUGCGCACGUUGGAGUAUUACUCGGGCAUCCUGUUCAUGACGACGAACCGCGUGCGGACGUUUGACGAUGCGUUCAAGAGCCGGAUCCACGUGCCGCUCAAGUAUGACGAUCUGCCCAAGGAGAGCCGGCUGAAGGUGUGGAAGAACUUUCUGGCGGGCGUCGAGGGAGGGGUGGAGGUGGACGAGGAGGGGUACGAGAGGCUUGCGGAGGGAAACCUCAAUGGGCGGCAGAUUAAGAAUGUGGUGCGCACGGCGAAGAGCCUGGCGGCGCAUAAGAAGCGGAAGCUGGAUGUCGGGCAGCUGUUGCAGGUUGUGGAUAUCCAGAUGACGUUUGAGAGGGAGCUGGGGGAUGGGGGUGUCGAUGAGGUUGAGCGGUAG
Molecule: messenger RNA, 2007 nt
Organism: Colletotrichum chrysophilum
Lineage: Eukaryota; Fungi; Ascomycota; Sordariomycetes; Glomerellales; Glomerellaceae
Exons: 2
Coding region: 1-2007 (668 amino acids)
Molecular function (GO): ATP hydrolysis activity; ATP binding
Source: RefSeq, a predicted model, not a curated record